AUGGAAAUCGGAGGAGGUGGUGAAGGAUGGUGGUUGGAGGAGGCGAUGAAUAACAUGAACGAGGAGAUCUUGUUCCUGACUGUAUCCCAGCCUCCGAAUGUACAACAAUUAAGGCAAGAUAUUUGGGGGUUUCUUUCAAGAAGCAAGUUCAAUGUACAGCAACAAAAGUUUACUUGGUCUCAAAUUCUUCUUGCCCAGGUUCCAAUGGCUCCAAAACAGCCAAACACAGGACUCUUUGUGGGUCUAAACAAAGGGCAUGUUGUUACCAAGAAGGAAUUAGCACAUCGUCCUUCCGACAGAAAAGGGAAAACAAGCAAGAGAUCACACUUUGUGAGAAACCUUAUUAGAGAGGUUGCUGGAUUUGCUCCUUAUGAGAAGAGAAUCACUGAGCUUCUCAAGGUUGGAAAGGACAAACGUGCCCUCAAAGUGGCAAAAAGGAAGUUGGGGACUCACAAGAGAGCAAAGAAGAAGCGCGAUGAUUACGAGAUCAAAGUAUGGAACUACAAACUGCAUCGGUGUUUAUUCACGCUGCUUGGCCAUCUUGAUUACAUCCGGACUGUUCAAUUUCACCAUGCGAACCCCUGGAUUGUUAGUGCUAGUGAUGAUCAAACUAUCCAGAUAUGGAACUGGCAAUCCCGUACUUGUAUUUCUGUUUUGACUGGACACAACCAUUAUGCAAUGUGUGCUUUGUUCCAUCCGAAAGAGGACCUUGUUGUGUCAGCAUCAUUAGAUCAGACUGUUCGAGUUUGGGACAUUGGUGCUUUGAAAAAGAAAACAGUUUCCCCUGCUGAUGAUAUCCUCCGUGUUGUGUUCCAGCCUCCAAAGCUACAGUAG
Molecule: messenger RNA, 834 nt
Organism: Lactuca virosa
Lineage: Eukaryota; Viridiplantae; Streptophyta; Magnoliopsida; Asterales; Asteraceae
Source: the annotation of a GenBank genome assembly